AUGUCUUCGCUUAUACUUAGUCACAAAGAACGUGCAGAAGGACCGUGGGUUAAACUACAAUCAGAACCAACACUUUUUACCUCUUUGAUGUAUAGCUUGGGGGUUAAAGGAGCUAAGGCAACUGAAGUAUUUGUUCUUGACCAACAAGAUAAUUUCGAUGACCUCGGGGAAAUAUAUGGAUUAGUCUUUCUUUUUAAGAUGAUAGGUGAUGUGUCAGGUGACGUAAAAGGUUUGCAUAGAGAUGUUAAGUAUGAACCUAUCAACGAACUUCCAAAGAAUGUAUACUUUGCAAAUCAAGUUGUGGAAAAUGCAUGCGCAACAUUGGCAGUGUUGAAUAUCGUAUUGAAUUGUCCACGACUGGAAAUCGGUCAAGAACUAAAGGAAUUUAAAGAAUUCACAUGGGAGCUUCCACCAGCCGCAAACGCGUGGAUUUGCAAUCACAAAUCACCCAAAUUUUCGUCAAAUUCACAAUUCGAUGUCAAGGCGAGUGAUGUUUUAUAUAAACAUCCUGAGGAAGCAUUGGUCGUUGAAGAAGUGGUGAUCACGAAAAAGGGAAGAGGGAAGAAAAUCAUUGAUGAGGCCGUCGGUGAAGCAUAUCAUUAUAUUGCUUAUGUUCCUGUAGAUGGAGAAGCAUGGCAGUUAGAUGGUUUAUACCCGCAUCCUGUUAGUUUAGGAAAGUAUUCGAAUGAAAAAAAAUGGUACGAAGCAGCUCGUGGUGCGAUCAAUGAACGUAUUAAUGGAUUUUUUGUGGAACAGAUAGAAUAUGUUCUUCUAGCUAUAACUAAAGAUGAAUUAGGUACCCAUCAAGACAGAAUCAAAGAUUGUAUGUACGUCAAAAGACUUGCAGAAAAUAAAUUAGAUAAGCUCAAUAGUUCUUGGAGAGAAGAUGGCAUUAAGGACAUCGAUCUGCCUUUCACCAAAGAUGAUGAAACAAGCAUCAUAAGUAGAGGAAAUUAUGUAACUGACUUCGAAAAUUUGACGUCGUUUUACGAUGACAUUGAAAGGAUCAAAGAAUUACGAACAAAGAUGAUUAAUACAAUUCAAUCUUUGCUUGAAGAAGUUGAUAUAGAAAAAAAGCGGAAAGAAGUUGCAAAAGAACGAAGAACAUUUGACUAUGGUCCAUUUUUUCGUGAGUUUAUUUCAAUCCUCCACGAGCGAGGCGAAUUAAAAAAAUUACUUGAUGCAGCAGAGGAUAUGGACGAGAGGGAUGAAUAU
Molecule: messenger RNA, 1215 nt
Organism: Cetraspora pellucida
Lineage: Eukaryota; Fungi; Glomeromycota; Glomeromycetes; Diversisporales; Gigasporaceae
Source: the annotation of a GenBank genome assembly